Molecule: messenger RNA, 1520 nt
Organism: Phytophthora nicotianae INRA-310
Lineage: Eukaryota; Oomycota; Peronosporomycetes; Peronosporales; Peronosporaceae
Exons: 1
Coding region: 138-497 (119 amino acids)
Source: RefSeq, a predicted model, not a curated record
GAAAAUGAUUGACUAUUGUCAAGAUUCUUUACAGACCCGGGUACAAACCCAGGAAACCCGGGGUCGGUUCGCCCUGCACUUCACCCAAGUACAGAGUGAAUGUCUGCUUCCAUUCCUCCACCUUCGCGCGGUCCUCCAUGAACAGCGGGAAUCCAGCCAUGUUGGCCUCCGGGAUGUCCCAAGGCUUGUCCGUGUUGAUGUCCAUGCGCACACUCGGCGCCACCGUAUCUGACUGCACUUCCUCCGACAAAGCCCAGUUCAUGAACAGCUUGGCCGCAGCAGGGUGUUUAGCCUUCGCCAAGAUGGCAGCACGUUGGCCCCACGCGAUGUACUCAGUGUUGUUGCCAACUGGAGCAUUGCCACCGAUAUCGGUGCCCAUGCCGAUCACCUUCUCUCCAGCAGCGACCAAUUCAGCAGCAACGUUCGAUCCACGGUGGAAAGCCACGCUCUGGUUAGCCAGUUUGGCCACCCAGUCCCAGCCGUACAGCUCAACGUAGCGGGUGUACAGAUACAGCACCGCAUCGUCGUCGUUGGGAUACGACGAGGCAAUUUUGCCAGCCCACUGCGAGUCCGUUAGGCUUUCCAUCGAGGUAGGAGCGGCGAGUCCGUUGAGACUACUUGAGUUGUAGCUUGUGUAGAACGAGUAGAUGGUGUACGCCAUCCAGGCACCGUCAUUGUCCCUCAACGACGGGUGGAUGUUGGAGAACCCGUUCGGUUUGUAUUGAAGGAGCUUUCCUUCGUCCGCCCAGCGAGUGAAGUCCUGCAGUGUUUGCAACGCUACGACGUCGGGCACGAGAGUGUCGGUCUCCAGCUGAUUGUCGAUACGCACAUCGUGGUACUUGCUGUAGUCGACGACUAGCGUGAAGUUGAUUUCUGGGAAACGUUGCUGAAAAGCUUCGUGCAGAGCAUCUUGUUGGGUCGGGGUGUCACCUCCGUGGUACAGGACAAGUUUGCCGCCUUCGGCAACAGCCUCGGCGUAGAGAUCAUCGAUGGACUUGGUCUCCUCUUGCACCUUGGCCAGAACGCCGAAGGAGAGCAGGGUAAACGUCGCAACAAGUGGAUGGAAAAGCUGCAUUGAUGGCUGAGGUGUUGUUGUGAAACUUGAGGCGGAAGAAGCAAAUUUGAGAAUGGUCAGAGUAGUGAAUGACCACCGCGCACAGCAAAACGUUAAAAGUGUUCCAGAGUGGUUUUACCCACCAUGCACGUCUUGUUUACCUGCACUACUAUAUUUCAGCAGGUUUGCUGACGGGACGCAGCAGAUAACUAAACAUUUCAGUAAUUCAACAAACCGAAUACAUAAUGUCGGAACGAAGACGAGGGGUUUUCCCAAUGUUCAAGCGGUCACAGCAGUGCAAGCAAAUCUGCACCUAUGGGAUAACGUGUACCAAGCAUGGCUGUUUACGUAGUUCGGGGCUUUUGUUUUUUAAAAAUGAAAAUGAGCACUUAAGGUCGAAGGUCCAAUGAGUAACACACAUGUAUUACUUGAACGUAAAGCUCGGAGCACGAAAUAUAGUAUCUCC